Phascolarctos cinereus (koala) is the source of this 1545-nucleotide messenger RNA. NCBI's taxonomy places the organism in Eukaryota, Metazoa, Chordata, Mammalia, Diprotodontia, Phascolarctidae. The record is from RefSeq and is a predicted model, not a curated record.
UGAUAACAUUUGAAUCCUUUCCAGUGAUUGAAAGUCAUCUUCAAUGACCAUAGCCACUUGCAGCUACAAAAAGGAUGCCCCAUUCCAAUGAUACUCAGUUCCAUCCCCCCUUUUUCAUAUUACUAGGAAUUCCAGGAAUGGAAAAUUUCCACAUCUGGAUUGGCUUCCCUUUUUGUAUUGUGUACCUUAUUGCCCUCUUGGGAAAUAUCACCAUAUUGUUUGUGAUCCAGACUGAGAAGACACUUCACCAGCCCAUGUUCUACUUUCUGGUCAUGUUGGCCACCAUUGAUCAAGGCCUAUCAACAGCUACUAUUCCCAAGAUGUUGGGCAUAUUUUGGUUUAGACUGAGGGAGGUCAGCUUUGGUACCUGUCUUGUCCAGAUGUUCUUUAUACAUAUCUUCACUGUGAUGGAAUCAGCUGUACUGUCAUCGAUGGCCUAUGAUCGCUAUGUGGCAAUCUGCAAUCCUUUGCAUUACAGCACUGUCCUCACCAACAGGGUGGUGGCCUUCAUGGGAAUUGUGGUGGUGGUGAGGUCUUUCUUCACAGUGAUUCCCUUUGUGUUCCUGAUCCUUCGACUUCCUUUCUGUGGAAAUCAUGUCAUUCCUCAUACUUAUUGUGAACAUAUGGGCAUUGCUCGAUUGGCUUGUGCAAGCAUCAGAGUCAACAUGGUCUAUGGUCUAUGUGCUAUUGGGACUCUAAUGUUGGACAUUGUAGCUAUAGCUCUAUCCUAUGUACAGAUUCUCCAAGCUGUCUUUCACCUCCCUUCCCAGGAUGCCAGGCUAAAGGCCCUGAGUACCUGUGGCUCCCACGUUUGUGUCAUCUUGGCCUUUUAUACUCCAGCCUUAUUUUCUUUCAUGACACACCGCUUUGGCAAGAAUGUCCCUCGUUACAUCCAUAUACUUCUGGCUAAUCUCUAUGUUGUUGUCCCACCCAUGCUUAACCCUGUCAUCUAUGGAGUUAGGACCAAGCAGAUCCGGGAAAAGGUGUUAAAGAUAUUACUCACAAAAUAAAUCAGAAUUGGAACUCCAACAUUAAUUUGCACUUUCCAGGGAUCAUUAGGGGAAUAUUCACAGGCUAAACAUAGUGAUCAUACCAGAAGAUGCCUCUUAAUAAGAAUAAUAACACCACUCUUCUCCUGACAUCCUUUUUUAAAAUCCUAUAGUGAUGCCAUUUUAUAAGGGGCUAAUUACCACAUUGGCCUGGACAUCUGGACACCAUUGUAAUCAACUCUAAUUCUUUAAGACUGAUUCUUCUGAGCUGACUGUCCACAUUGUGAACCCUGAAAUAUGGUCUAAUGCCCCAGCAGGGAAAGUAUUGGUGGCCUUUUGGAUGAAAUUGUGAAUUCAGAAUAGAUAAUUCCUUACACUCACUUGUGAGUAGUUUUGAAAAAGCCUUAUUUUACUUUCUCUCAGUUACUGGUAAUGAGUCCCUCCAACGUCAAAACCCAUGACCCAGUUUCACUCUGAUUUCUAAAUUUCUUUCAUGCCUUCUUUGAUUGCUUCCCAUUAUAUUCUUUUACCUAUUAUCUUUUAGUUCAACUAAAAA